CUGAGUUUAGUCGAAAGUGUCACCGUCUUCUCUUUCCUUAUUCCAUCCCCCCCUCCUCCUCCUUCUGUGGCCGAAGGGCGCUCACAUUUGCUUUUGUUCGGUCAGUCAAGGGGAAACAAUUCAUUUAUUUCCACCUCUUCGUCUUCGGCGGCGGGUGUGCUGGUGUCGGUGUGUGUGUGUGUGUGUGUGUGGAGAAAUGUAGGAAGUAGCGUUAACUCUCCGAUCAGGACACGACGAGGAGGCGACGUUUAAUCUUUCAAUUUCUCUCAAGAAGCCGUGAUUUUCCCGGAGCUUUAACGACGCCGACGCUGUUUGGAAAUCACUUUUCCGUCAUUUAAAAGUCGCUGUAAGUCGUUUCUUUGCUCACCUUUUUUUUUUUUGUGGCGCUCAGGUGGAGAAACUUUUUUUUUCUUAUUUAUUCCUUAAGUUUUUGAUUGGAGUUCGUCGGCUACCGCCGGAGCUGCGGACAUAUUCUUCUUCUUCUUCUUCGUCUUCUUCUAAACAGGGUUUAAAAGAUGAAAUGAGUGGUUUUGCUUGAAAGGCAGAGCUGUGGGGCGGUGAGUUAUGCUGAAGCCUGUCUCUGAGUAUCAGGAUGAGCACUACAGAUGGACAGGAUGGAGAGGCCCGCGUCGUGCAGAUCUACCCCAGGCUGGCGCAGGACACGGCUGCCUACUGUCCCCAGCAGGUCAGCGCCUGCGACACGGCGAAGUCGGUCAUCAGCAACACCAUCGUCACCCUGGGCCUGGACCCCAACCAGGCCUACAGCCUGCUGGAGGUGCGGCAGAGCGGCGGCGAGGAGAGGCCCCUGGAGGCUGACGACUGCCCCUUCGAGAGGGUCCUGCUGUGGCCCCCCCAGGCGCAGAAGUGGCACCCGCAGAGCCACGGCUACUACUUCGUGCUGCAGCAGAACAACAAGGGAGGGCACCAGUUCAGAGCCUGCAAAGAGGACCACGACAACCUGUGCAGCCUCCCCAGCGUCACCGAGGAGAGCGUCCUGGAGGCUCUGCGCCAGCGCUUCUACAAGCACAAGAUCUACACGUACGCCGGCAACAUCCUCGUCGCCAUCAACCCCAACAAGUUCCUGCCGGUUUACUACAACCCCAUGUACGUGAAGAUGUACGAGAACCAGCCGCUGGGCAAGCUGAGCCCCCACAUAUUCGCCAUAGCCGACGUGGCCUUCCGCGCCAUGCUGAACAGGCAGGCCAACCAGUGCAUCGUGAUCUCCGGCGAGAGCGGCGCGGGCAAGACCGAGAGCAGCAGCUAUCUCAUCCACUGCCUGACCGCGCUCAGCCAGAAGACGUACUCCAGCGGGCUGGAACGGACCAUCCUCGGGGCCGGCCCCGUGCUGGAGGCCUUCGGCAACGCAAAGACCGCCGAGAACAACAACUCCAGUCGCUUUGGGAAGUUCAUCCAGCUCAACUACUUGGAAAGUGGCGUCAUCCGAGGGGCAGUCAUUGAGAAGUACCUGCUGGAAAAGUGCCGCCUGGUGUGCAGAGAUAAGAGCGACAGGAACUACCACGUUUUCUACUAUCUACUGAUGGGUGCGUCCAAAGACGAGCGGGAGGAGUUUCAUCUGUUAAAGCCACAGGAUUAUCUCUACCUCAAGCAGGAAGACCUCGAUUUAGACAAUGAGGAGACUUUUGCGCAGGAGUACAAGAGGCUCCACCAAGCCAUGGAGAUGGUCGGCUUCCUGGCCUCCACCAAAAAACACAUAUUUUCCAUGCUCUCCGCUAUCCUGCUCUUGGGAAACGUGACGUUCACACUGUCAGAGAAAACUCAGGUCCUGGAGGCCGGACCUGGCGAAGUCUUGACGACACUGUCAGACCUGUUGAAGGUGAAAAAGGAACUUCUGGUGGUGACUUUGACCAAGAGGAGACUGGUGACUCCCAACGCGGUUGCAGUUUCACAGUACACACUACAAGAGGCAACCACGAUGCGGGACUCCAUGGCCAAAUCUUUAUACGGCGCUCUGUUCGACUGGAUCAUCCUUCACAUCAACCACGCCAUGCUCAAUAGACGAGACAUGGAGGAGUCCGUCUCUUGUUUGUCCAUCGGCGUCCUGGAUAUGUUUGGGUUUGAGGACCUCCAGACCAACAGUUUUGAGCAGCUGUGCAUCAACUACGCUAAUGAGAUGCUGCAGCGUUACAUCAACCAGAACAUCUUCAAGCUGGAGCAAGAGGAGUAUGCGUCAGAGGGCAUCGCCUGGCAAAACAUCGACUUCCCUGACAACAGUGGCUGCAUUCAGCUCAUCAGCAGGAAGUCGAUGGGACUCUUCGACCUCCUGGAUGAGGAGAGCAAUCUCCCUCAGACCACAGAUAAAGCCCUGCUGGACAAGUUAAAGGACCGGCAUCAGGGCAACCCAUUCUUCGUACCCUCUCGAAAUACAGAGCUGACUUUUGUCAUCCGCCACUUCGCUGGGAGAGUUAAAUACCACAUCAAGGAUUUCACAAAGAAGAACACAGAGCACAUGCGUCCUGACGUCGUGUCGCUCUUACGAAGUAGCGGCCGCUCGUUCCUGCAUCACUUGGUUGCAUCCAGCCCACAGGCGCUGUUCAGAUGGGGGGUUCUCCGAGCCACCAUCCGCAUCGUCACGAUAUUUAAGAACAUGGGACGCCAGCGUGCAGAAAUGGCAGCAACUGCUAGACGAACGCCCCGCAAGUCCCUCCGAGAGAUUAAACUGAGCUGCAGCGCUAUGGGUGAGCCGUCCAGCCACAGCUCUCCUCUGGAUUUUUCCUUUGAUCGCUCUGACGAACAUCCCCUUGAAGUAUUUGAGGACAUCUUUGCUAAUUAUGAACAGAGAAAAAAAAGAAGAGGCAGUCGACAUAAGCAGCUAAUUCCAAAGAACCUCAUGGAUUUGCGUUCACUUGGACACAUUGUCGGUAUAACGGAGCACGACCGAACCAGUAAAUCCAUCUUCCACCCUCACCGGAGAGCCAAGCCCCCCACAGUUAGCGCUCAGUUUCAGACGUCCCUUAAAAUACUAAUGCAGACAAUUGACAAGGCCGAGCCGUUCUUCAUUUUCUGCGUUCGCGCCAAUGCUGAAAGGAAAGAGCUUCACUUUGACGACGAACUCGUGCUACAGCAAAUCAAGUACGUGGGCUUACUGCAGAUGGUUCAGAUCCAGAAGUCUGGCUACAGCGCCAAAUAUACAUUUGAGGAAUUUGUCCAGAAGUUCAGGAUGUUGCUUCCAAAAGGAACCACCGCAACUCCAGAGCACAUAACCCAACUGUGUGAGAGGAUGCAACUGGAUAAGACCACCUACCAAAUAGGAAAGACCAAGGUUUUCCUUAAAGAAAAGGAACGGCAACUUCUUCAAGACACUCUAAACAAAGUGGUCAUGCGCCACAUCGUCACCCUGCAGCGCUGGUUCCGGUCUUCUCUCAUAAGGAUGCACUUUCUGCAAAAGAAAGACGCCACAAUGCUCAUACAGAGGAGCUGGCGUGAGUUUUACGAAAAACAAAACCGAGCCGCCACAGUGAUCCAGACGGCCUGGAGGAGUUCCCUGAUAGAGAUACACAACGAGGAUGAAGAGGAGUCGGAAGCCAGGACUGGGCGAGACAGCUUGACAAAGAAAGAUUUGAUGAGGCAGGCGAACGUGGAGUUGAGCCCCAACAGGGCCCAGCAGGUGGCACAGAGGGCCAGGAGCAGGGAGAAACAAGAAGGCCGAGGGACCCCCCCGCCCCUCAACAGGCCCCUCUCCCUCCCUCUAGACUCCGGCAGCCCCUCUAUGGGCAGCAGCCUCCAGCGCUACAAAGAUGGAGACAUAAAGGAGAAGGCCGUGAGGUGGAGGGAAAGACAGAGUGAAGGUGAACCGACCGACGAAUCAAGUCCUGAAGUGCGCAGGAGAAACAGGAAAGAGGAGUUUUGCCUUAAAGGGAAGUCAAUUUCUGCUGAUGAACUGUCCAGGAACAGCUCUUCAGGCUCCGACAGCUCGUCUUCUGCCGCUAAGGUCAGGGUACGUAUCCGCAAGCAGAGCAAACGCAAGCGGCGCUUAGCCUACGCCCGCAGCGGCUUGGUGCUAAACUUUGCUGGCUCCAAGGAGAGCGAGUUCUGGAGCUUUCCGCUGCCUCCCAUCAGCCCCCUUGUGCCCGGCAUGAAGAGCUCAGCCAGUACCUUGGAUGUCCGAGCCUUCCAAUCCCAGGUCAAGAGGCCAGCUGAGACGGACGGCUCAAGGUACAGCCUCCCACCCAGGAACUCCGAGGACUCGGGACAACGCGGGUCUACCCAAUCGCUUCUCACAACCCCGGAGAGGAUUUGGUUUCUUGGUAAAUUCCUGAAGAAACGUGCCCCCAAAACUUCAGACAGUGAACCCGAAAGAAAUGUCACCCUGCCCAGAUACAAUACACAUCCUUACCACAGUCGAAAUGCAAGCAGUGGGAAAGCCGAGCGUAGCCCUACCAUCCGAAUCAGCCGGGCCACCCGGGCGCUGCAGUGGGACGCAUCUCUGGACCGGGAGAUCACUGACUCCAAGGAGCUACGAAACCUGGACGAGUUCCUGGGCAAUCAGGUGAAUGACCUGCGAGUAAAAGAGCUGUCGCGAACAGAGAGAAUUUUCCUCACAGCCACCAUGGAGUUCAGAGAGACCAUUAAAGGAAUGUACUCAGUCCAGAAGCCUAACAUUGGCUACAAAGAUCUGAUGAAGGGCUACCAUAACAAAGUGAACUCACUGGCUGGACCCAAGGAGAAAACAGAAGUCUCUCUGGUGGUCAACCUCUUCCAGUCUGUGUUGGACGGCUUCAUCAGGGGCGAAAUGAAACGGAUCGAGUCUGAGCCAGUCAAGAAUACGAAGAAGAAGAGGAAAAAAGAUAAAUGUUUCGAUAGUCCUCUGGAUCACCUGUUCAGCACCUACCAGGUGAACAUCAUGCAGUCAUGUGACUUGUGUGGCUCGUACAUCUGGGGAAUGGAGAAAGCCUACAUGUGCAGCGCUUGCAAGUUAAUAUGUCACAAGAAAUGCCUGAACAAGAUCAUCACCGACUGCUCGACGCGGUGCGCCAGGCUGGAUAACAGUGUGCCCGGCUCCCUGCACUUUGGGGUGCAGGUGUGCGUCCUCACCAGUAAAGCCAACCCCGUGCCCAAAGUGAUGGAGUUGUUGCUGAUGCACGUGGAGCUAAACGGCCUCUACACCGAGGGCAUUUACCGCAAGUCGGGCUCAGCCUGUCGAGCCAGGGAGCUCCACCAGCUUCUGCAGACGAAUCCUGAGGGAGCGUGUUUAGAGAACUACCCCAUCCACACCGUCACAGGUCUGGUUAAACGCUGGCUCCGAGAGCUGCCCGACCCCCUCAUGACCUUCUCCCUCUACAACGACUUUCUGCGCGCAGUGGAGCUGCCAGAGAAAGAUGAGAGAAUAAGGGCAGUGUACCAAAAGGUUGAUGAACUUCCUCCUGCUAAUUACAACACACUGGAGCGGAUUAUCUUUCACCUUGUCAGGGUUGCGAAAGAAGAGGAGCACAAUAAGAUGUCGCCGAGUUCUCUUGCCAUUGUGUUUGCCCCCUGCAUCCUGCGUUCGCCUGACGCUGACGACCCGUUCCUCGGCAUGAAGGACGUGUCCAAGACGACGCUCUGUGUGGAGAUCCUGAUCUCUGAGCAGUUCAGGCGCUACAAAGAGAAAAUGCAGAACAUCCAGGAGCUGGAAUACGCAGAGGCCCUGGCUGUCAAUCAGCUCAGACUAAGGAGACAAAACACGAUAGUUGAAAUGCCUUCAGAGCCUCCUGAUGAAGAGACAAACCUCAUAGAGAGAAUCAGGUCCAUCAAGCAAGAAAAGACCAAGUUGGCGUUGGGACUGCCUGACCUGGAGCAGGAGAACUCUGACAAUGACAACCUGGACUCAUCGUCAUCGAUGAGCAACGAGAGCAUCGACGACCGACUGUGCAGCCUGGAAUCGGAAGGAAAGAUGACCGUGCAGGUGAAAACCCAGAUACCCGAUUGCCCGCAUAAACCUCCUGACCUUGCUCAGAGAGUCCGAACCCUCAUGGCUGACUCAGACCAUGAGCAGAGAGAGUUCACAUCAAGACAACAAGAAGAUGUCAACCUGUCCAUGUGCUUCCUACCCAGCCAAGACCCCCUCCCCGCAGCCAACAGUCCUCAGGGCAAAAGGAAGACUCUGAAUGGGAGCUUUGACGACCUGGACAUCCCUUACAUCGAUGAGGACAACGAAGAAGAAUAAGACCAUUAGCCAUAUUUUGAAUAUUCCCAAGUUUAUGUUAAUAGAAGCAAAAAAAAAAGUAAGAAUAAUUGCACUUUGUUUUACAGACUUUUCAAUUUGUCCAUGCUGCUAUGGAAACAAAGUGCUUGGAGAAUUUAUAUGUAUAUAGUGGGAAAUAAUGCUGACCUCCUUCAGGGAUUUUAUAUCAGGUCUAGAGAAACUAGUCAUCCUUAUAUUAGCCCGCGAUUGUUUUUGUUUUUUUAACGUAUCAGAAUUGUACAGUACACAUUUUUAUAAAAUGCCGAUAUUGUAUGACGAGUUCUGUAGAGGAAAAUGGCACGACAUGACGAGAAGCAAUCAAGUAUACAAGUGUUUCUUUUAAUAAUGAACAAUACUGUGAGCUCGAUUGUUGUGGUAGAAACGGGAGUUUAUUUUGUUUGUGGAGAUAAAAUAUCUCUUAACUUUGUAUAUAAAGUGAUUCCCCAUUGUACAGAGUUUGAUGUUUGGGCAGUUGUUGAGUGCACCUUCAGAAACCAUUAGUCUUAUGGGUUUUCCACCAUUUUCUUGUGAGAUAUAUAUAUAUACUACUAUGACUGAACACUGAUUCAGAAAAUGAAUUGCUGCCUUUUACAUGCUUUGACGGACUAUCUUUGUUCACGCCACCAAGUCAACCUAUGUCGAUGCAUUCAAAUGGUUUUAUUUUUAUUUGCAUGUCUGUGUGUUUUACAAGAGGUGGGAGUAAUGCAAAUUGGUGAACAAGUCUGACUUAUGUCACGAACUGAAAUAAACAGCCAAUUUUUUCAGACCUGUUCAGACGUGGACUGCACUAGAACUUGAAGUUGUGUUGUCACAUCUGGCACCAAGAAGUCAGCAGCAGACCUUUUAAGUCUACCAGCAUCGACUUCUCAGCAACGAGCUACAGUAGCUCGUCUGUUGGAUUCAACCACACAGACGUGCCUUCAUUCCCUACGUGCCAUUGACACUGUUGCAGUGACCGCUUUUCCUUCCUUGGACCACUUCUGAGACGAGAGCUGCAGUUUUGGACACGCUCUGACGCAGUCGUCCUGCCAUCAAAGAUUGUCCCUUGUCAAAGUCACUUAAGUUGUUCUACUUCUCCCAUUUUUUUUUCUUCAUUUAACAUCAACUUUUAGGACAAAAAUGUAAUAAUAAAUGUAAAAUGUAAUAAAUCCCGCCCUCUGACUGGUGCCAUAAUAACCAAA
This is a messenger RNA of Mugil cephalus (flathead mullet), 7362 nucleotides long. RefSeq names its product myosin IXb (gene myo9b). Lineage: Eukaryota; Metazoa; Chordata; Actinopteri; Mugiliformes; Mugilidae. Gene Ontology annotation, cellular component: myosin complex. The record is from RefSeq and is a predicted model, not a curated record. The transcript has 41 exons. The coding region runs from base 593 to 6163 and encodes 1856 amino acids. Gene Ontology annotation, biological process: intracellular signal transduction. Gene Ontology annotation, molecular function: microfilament motor activity; GTPase activator activity; ATP binding.